Molecule: messenger RNA, 1866 nt
Organism: Nezara viridula (southern green stink bug)
Lineage: Eukaryota; Metazoa; Arthropoda; Insecta; Hemiptera; Pentatomidae
Source: the annotation of a GenBank genome assembly
GCAAGCCAAGCGUUAUUGAGUCAAUUGAUAAAGAGCCAUCUCAGACAACUGACAGCAAUCAGUUAUUUUUCACAGCAAUAAGCUUUCUUGAAGGAAGGUUGCAGAUUGUUCCUGGAUAUACCUCCUUAUACCUACAUUAAAGUCUCUUAUUAAUACCUUAUUGGAAAAUGUCAUGAUCAACUGGAAUAUUUAAUUCCUGGCUUGGGACAUUGUCAUUAUGGAUGCCUCUAUUUCUAACAGUAUAAAUACUGCUGACAGAGCAUCAUAUAUAACAAACGAGUCGACACCUCUUCACAAUGUAAAGCUGAAGGAUGAGGGAUAUAAGUAUAUCAUAGGCACAUUUGGUAUCGUAACUUUGAUCAUAACCAUUGGUUUAGGUGUUGCCAUCAACAAGGAUCCUGGAGAGGUAUCUUUCGGAAGUGGUAUAGCAGCUGACCGUUCUGUGUGUACUGAAGCAGGCAAUGAAAUAUUUAUGAAGGGAGGUAAUUCAGUAGAUGUUGCCGUGGCUGUUACUGUCUGUCUUGGAGUAGUUUUUCCUCAUCUGACAGGCAUUGGAGGAAAUGGUGUUUUAUUAGUCUAUAACCAUAAGACUGAAAAAAUUCUAAUGUGCUUGGAUUCCUGGCCUCCAGCUGGAACAGUUGUUGUCCCACAGUUGAUGUUAGCACUAUACACAGCUCAUAGUUCAUUUGGUCACAAAUCAUGGAGUAUAAUUCUUGAGCCUGCAAUCCGUAUAGCUAGGGAAGGAUUCCAGGUUUCUGAAAGUCUAAUACAGUCACUGAAACACCUUUCCCCAAACGCCAAUGAUGACCUCAAGAACUGGCUACAUUCUUUAAAACUAGGAACUGUUAUAAAAUCUCCUCAACUAGCUGAAACUCUGGCUGUUAUUCAAGACAAAGGAGUCGAAGCAUUAUAUACAGGAAGCUUAAACGAUGAGCUCGGAAAAUACUUUGAUUCAAAAAGUCUUUCUGAGCCGAGCCUCAACAAAGAACCUUGCAGUGAGGCCAUUGGUAAAGGUUACCGCUUAAUUAGUUCAGGCGUAGGCACAGCAGGACCUUCCCUCCUCAACUCGCUGGUGGACUCCAAUUUCAGCAACAGCUUUUCAGUUCAAGAAUUGGCUGACUUUUUGAUAGGCAAAGAGGAACUGUCUUGGCCCCUUCCUUCCGGUGUUGUUGUCAGUGUCACAGACAAGGAUGAUAACUAUGUUUCCAUUGUAAGUGGACUAGGGCCAGUUCUUGGAUCUCAAAAUCUUCUAAAAGAUGGUUAUAUAGUUGGAUCACUAUUGCAUCGAUCUAAUCUUUCUAGAAUUAAUUCAUUUGGAGCACCAUUUAUUGCUACAACACUGCAGCAUAAAUGUGAAAAACGUAUUGUAACAGGUGGAGUAGACCUGCGAGAUAUGCUACAGGUUUUACCAAAGAUACUAUGGGGUUCUGAAGGUGUAGUGAACAGUGUGGAAGCAGCCAGAGUUCGGAUCACAGAAAACAGUCUUUUGGCUGAAAUUAAUCAUCCUCCAGUUUUGCCAUUUUCACUCCCUCCGGCAUCAAUGCCCUAUCCUGUUAUAAAUGUGAUUCAAAAAAGAGGGGAUGAAGUUCUAGCCUAUGAUGAUUCCAGGAGUCUAUAACGUAAUACUUUCUUAAAUGGAAGAACCAAUUUAAUGGCAACAAAAUACUGUUAUUCUUAUUUUUUUAAAUUAUAUAACAUUAUUUAUACAUAACUUGUGGAUGUUGUUAUAAACUUGUUAUUGUGUAUUUAUAUUAAAAUUGUAUAACUGUGAUACCUAAAUAGAAAUAAUAUCAAGUUAGCAUUUCAAGCCAUUUAUUGAUUAUCGAUAUUAAUGUGCAUAAUAGAACAACCUGCAUUUUAUUUUUU